GAAUGUGUGUGUGUGAUUCAAAGCCAGACUUUUAGGCAAAGCCAGCUCUCUACAUCUCUCUCUGUCAAAACCACACAUGGACAUACACAGACAAGCACAGCCAUCUGUAGCUGCUCCAGAGUUCUCAGUGAGAAAAAAAAAUACUUCACACUGAAAACUAACACGAAAAUAUAUUUGCUGCGAUGCGUUUCUGAAAAGUCUCAGAAACUCAUUUCUGUUUCUGUUCUUUUGGCAGUUUAUAAUAGAAGACAUGAAGCAGCAGCAAACCAACAAACACAGCAACCUGCACCGUGAAGACCAACACAUCACUGUGGAGGAGCUGUGGAGGGGCUGGAAAUCCUGUGAAGUCCACAACUGGACCACAGAGGACACGGUGCAGUGGCUGAAGGAGUCGGUGGAGCUGCCGCAGUACGAGAAGAACUUCCGGGAGUUCCGGGUCACAGGGAACACUUUACCUCGAAUAGCGGCAAACGAACCGUCGUUUAUGUCGAUGCAGCUAAAGAUAUUAGACCAGCGGCAUAAACAAAAACUAAACCUAAAGGCGCUAGAUGCGGUGCUUUUUGGCCCUCCUCUUCGUCCACAACAUAACUGGAUGAAAGACUUUAUCUUGAUGGUCUCCAUAGUGAUCGGUGUUGGGGGCUGCUGGUUUGCCUAUGUGCAGAACAAAUCCAGCAAGGUGCAUAUUUCUCAGAUGAUGAAGGAUCUGGAGAGCCUCCAACAUGCCGAGCAGAGCCUCUUGGACCUGCAAAGCCGGCUCGAAAAAGCUCAGGAAGAAAAUCGGACGGUGGCCGUAGAGAAGCAGAACCUCGAGCAGAAGAUGAGGGACGAGAUCACCGGGGCCAAAAAGGAGGCUCACAGGCUUCGGGAGCUGCGAGAGGGCGCCGAAUGCGAGCUCAGCCGACUCAAGUACGCCGAAGAGGAGCUAGUUCAGGUGCGAAAGGCUCUGAAGCGAGCAGAGAAAGAGAUGCAGACAGAGCGUUCAGUGCCCGAAGCUCUUCAAAAGUGGCUCCAGCUCACACACGAAGUGGAAGUUCAGUACUACAACAUCAAGAAACAGAGUGCUGAGUUUCAGCUGUGUGUCGCCAAAGAUGAGGCAGAGAAAAUCAAAAAGAAGAGAGGUUCUGUGUUUGGAACUCUUCAUGUUGCCCACAGUUCAUCGCUGGAUGAGGUGGACCACAAGAUACUCGAAGCAAAAAAAGCCCUGUCAGAAGUAACGGCAUGCCUCAGGGAGCGCCUUCACCGCUGGCAGCAGAUUGAGAAGCUUUGCGGCUUCCCCGUUGUCAAUAAUUCUGGUCUGCCGAGCCUGACGGCCAGCCUCUACUCGGAUCACAGCUGGGUGGUCAUGCCGCGGGUGUCGGUCCCUCCCUACCCCAUUGCGGGAGGGGUGGAUGACCUGGACGAGGACACGCCGCCCAUCAUUCCGCAGUUCACGACGGCUACGCUGAUCAGGCCUUCGCUCGCACGCAGCGGCAGCCUGUGUCGCUCACGUCGGAGCCUGCUGAGCUCUCCGCAGUCCUCCCUGAUGUCUCCGGACCCGGACCUGCUGUCCAUGGCCGGCUCAGCCCUCUCCUAUCGCCCCGAGGCGGACGACGAACAUAUCGUCUUCAGCUCGGAUAGGAGGGGGUAUGUAGCGGUGGCCGGAACGCCGCGGAAUGGUUUUACAGUUUGGACUCGCAGGGAACUGGCACAGGAGAGCGGCUCGGACGCAGACUCUCUCAACUCGUCUGCCGGCCGUAAGCAGCCGCACGGUCCCUGCUCGCCGGGCUCAGAGACCCCCUACCGCAAAAUCUCCCGCGAGGAGCUGCUGCUGUUCACCCAGAGUACGGACCUUCCUGCGUCCACCUCCUCCACCCACACUAGCAGCAGUAGCAGCAGCAGUCUCAGGGACUCCACGCCUCCUCCUCUGCCUCCCGCUCCUGUCGCUACCCCCUCUGGACCGCCGUCCACCUCGCCUUCCCCGGCCUUAGAGCACCUCCCGUUUGCACAAAGAGGCUCGCCCGACCUCACCCGCACCGUAGCCGAGUCUCCGUUCUCGCGGGGGAACGCCGUCUCUCAGACGGGCAAGGGCAUGUACAACGGCGUCCUGGAGAAGUCCUACAGCUUCGGCCAGCUGCCGGCGAGCGCGCUGCCCGACGUGGGGCGCUACCCGUCGCUUACCUCCCUGGACUCGGAGGGACGGAGUGUGGGAAGGGAAUACAAGCUCCGGAGCACGUCCUCCCAGGACUCCAGCGACAAUGGAGAGAAAAUUAAGCGGUCCUCUUCUAAAAUCAAAAGCCUAUUUAAGAAGAAAAAAUAAAAGUUGCAGAGAUAUAAUGUGUGUGUGAGAGAGAAAUAAAAUAUAAAGAGUUGUUUUAGCUCAAAUACUAAAAAAAAAAAAGGACAUCGCUGUAAGCUAAAACAUUUCAUUUUCUCUCUUAAUUCUCCUUUUUGUCAUCAAAGAUGGAAUGUAGCUCAGGCUGGGUGCCUUUAAAUGUUCUCCAGACUGGUAGCCUUAUUUUUCAAUGCCUUUUUAUUUAGUUCACUCAUAGCCUCGUAGAAAACCUGCUAAGGUCGAGGAAAAAUCAACAAAAGGUAAAGGCCAUACCUGUUCACUGUCUUCUCUUCAUUUUAUUUUCAGUUUGAACCAAAAAGCCACUAUGUUGAAGGGUCUAAAGGUGCAGUCCACAUUGAUUUUAAGCACACAAUGUUGAGUGUUUCACUGUUUAUGUAUUACAAAGUGAUAUCUGCGGUUCCAACCGAAUGCUUUCACAGUAUACAACAGGAGUGACAACACGAGGGCUGUAGCAAUGAAUUUUAGGAGAUAAAUAUGAAUAAAAUUGUAAAAUAAAAUAUUCAAAUUUUAAGCUCAAACUUCUUUUUGAAUCUGCAGUUUUAAAUUUUCCUAAUAAAUGUUUGGCAAAUCAAAGGAGUCUUGCUCUUCUCAUCCCCAUGUAAAAGGCUAAAUGCGAGUGUCAUGUCUGACGGACAAUAAAGUAUUUGGAUUCAUACUCGGAAAGCAAAGCACAGACAUCAUCGCUCUUUACCAUCUCAGUGUGGUAGAUCUAGGGGUAUGUGCAAGGCCAAAAUUAAAUAUCUCACGGCUAAAGUAGGGAUAGCUGCCCUCUUUUUACGUCCUGUUCACCAGCUGCCCUCCCAGUGGUGAAUACAGGACAAACACACAGAAAAAACAAAUAAAUUAGGGAUUCCAUGUGCCUACUGGUGACGGUGAAAUGCCCUCUUGUGGACAGAACAUAGAACAUCCAGAUAGUGAUGUUAGCAGUGCUUAAGCUGGUGUAUAAUGCUCAAGUAGUAAAAUAAUGCAGUUUACAUUUGAAAAUUAAAAAAAUAUUCAUAUAUAAAAAUAUUAAGGAGUGUAAUUCAAGUCAACAUUUUACAGCUUUGGAGUACACCUUUCUGCAAUAUCAUCCGCAUUGUCAAAUUGCAUCACAUCUCAAUAAAUGCAUUAGUCGUAAGCAAGUAGGAUCCUCUUAAUAAAAUUCAGAAAUGAAUACUUUAAAAAAGAUGAUCAAAAAUACAAGAAACUUAUUGCAACAUUAAGUGAAAACACUUGUGAUUUACAUUUAUGUAUAUGACUAUAAAAAUGACAUGUAAUGGGCAGAUGUCUAUCUGCAGGUCUGCAUUGUGACUCCUCAGUCAACACACAGUUCCAGCAGAAAUUGGGCUACAGUACCACCAAUCACAGCAUCUCCGGUUAGAAAAAAUAGUCCCGAAAAAUGACAAAACAUCUCUCCAUGAAUUGUUGCUAUCUGAUAUCCUCCACCAAGAAGGACUGAGUUUGUCAGGAGUGUUAAAGGUGGACAUAAAAAGUAAUAGUCAAAACAAAGGUUUUGGAUCCCAGUCACAGAAGGUGUUCUGUUGCACUGAAUUCCUACUGUAAGGCCUGUAUUUUUAACAUAAUGAAUUAAAGUAUUAAAGCAAAUAUCCCACUGUUUAACUUCAAAGUAUUGCAAUGACUGUAAGAUGGUACAGAGGAGUUCUCACUAAUGUUGUAUACUGGAAAACUCGCUUUUGGUCGUGAUCACGGCAGAUGCCCAGAAAAAAGGUCAAAAGAUUUUUGUCGUCUUUUUUUUGGACAAUGUCUUUCUCAAGUGUAGAACUACAAUACUUCUCCCGGAUCAAAUGAUGGAUUGCAUCUUGUAAAGUGUUGGAGUCCUGAACUCAUGUACUUGAUUCAUUUCCUUUGGGAAAAAAAAAAAAAAAAUCCUGCUAAAAGUUUGUUGCACUACUGCUUUCCUGGUAUGUUGGGAAAGAGCCGCUGCUUGCGGCGUACAUACUGAAUAAAGAUACAGAGAUGAGAGGAAUGCAUGGACGGCCGCAAUGAAGAUGCGGCACAUAAUGCCAGAGCCAAAAUUAUCUGAUGUGUCUUCACUGCCGCUGUCUAUGGAUGUCUCAAUAUAUAUACAUAUAUAUAUAUAUAUAAAUAUACUUUGUUUUCACAAUACUAUGUUCUUAUAGAUGUUUCUAAAUAGAUUCGUAAACGGCAGGAGUUCCUCUAAACUGAUCUGUAUUGAAGACAGCUCAUUGAAUAUGCAGAUUUAACCCACAUAAGUCACUUUCCCUGUGUUCUACCUUCCCUUUAUUACUUGAUUAACUGCAUCCUGUAGCCAUGCAUAAACUAAAUGUACCAUUUCCAUGUUUUGUCUUAAUAUUCUGCCUCUUUAAAACUUGUUGUCACUACCAGAUUUUGGUCAAAUUGACUUUGCAAUUAAUUAUUUUUGUGGGCGGAGUUCCUUAUUCACGAGUGUUACAAAGUUUGAGACGAUUACAGGAAUGUCAUUUUAGCAGUUUCUGUAAUCGCCAGCUGACGGCACUGUCACUCUGCUGUCUCUGCUCCCAGGAUUUUUUUUAAAAGAAAAACACUAUGGAUUGUCUGUUUUUUUUUUUUUUUAAAAAGGACUAUUUGAUCCAGAUCUGAUUGGUACACCGAGACCCACCCCCUCCCCCUCCCCCUCCCCCACACACUAAGCUCGAAGCCGACCCAUGCAAUACAGUCCCGUUUCUCACCUCUGGGCCCGCGCCGAGCGCACUGAUGUCAAGAGCUCCUGCUUCACACUGUGAUUUCUGGCUUCUUCGCUUCAUCCUGGACCUGGCUGUCGCUGCUGCGCCGAUGGGUCACGUGACGGUGUGUCAGCAGUGGCGUGAUGCAAUGUCAGGGGGUGAUGCCAUCUACAAAGUGUGUCAUGAUGACGUGCGGAUCCGGUGGCCUGUUUUUAAAUUAAAAAAGAAAAUAUAUAUAUCUUUAGAGAGUUGUGGACAAUGCAGCACAUCGUGAAGGAGAUGGAAAAUAGAACUGCAAGACGAGGAGAAAUUGAAUGUUUACCAGACAUUAGGGGUUUUUUGAGAACAUUUUGUGUGUGAACAUUUGUAUACUGUAGAAGAAUUAAUAAAAAAAUGGAGGCAUCUGA
Molecule: messenger RNA, 5405 nt
Organism: Acanthochromis polyacanthus (spiny chromis)
Lineage: Eukaryota; Metazoa; Chordata; Actinopteri; Pomacentridae
Gene: stim2b
Product: stromal interaction molecule 2b
Exons: 10
Coding region: 251-2296 (681 amino acids)
Biological process (GO): store-operated calcium entry; activation of store-operated calcium channel activity; intracellular calcium ion homeostasis
Cellular component (GO): plasma membrane; endoplasmic reticulum
Molecular function (GO): calcium channel regulator activity; calcium ion binding; protein binding
Source: RefSeq, a predicted model, not a curated record